AUGAAUAGUGUAGAUAACCCCAAUAAUACAAUUAAUAAUCUCAACACCACUACCACUGCCACUACAACGACCAACAAUAAUAACAUUCAUUCCAAUAAUUAUAAUAUUCAUACAAAUGAUACAUUAAUAAAUAUUAAUAAUAUUGAUACCGGUAAUAAUAAUAAUUUCAGCAAUCGCCACGAAAAUUUUGAUGAUAUUAAUAAAUUUGAAAAUAAUAUGACUAAUAAUAUUAUAAAUACAAAUAAAAAUAAAAAUAAUUGUAUUGAUGAUAAUAACAAUAAUGACCAAAAAAAAUUUUUAAAUAAUAAAGAUAACAAUUUAGAUGAUAACAAUAAUAACAAUAAUAAUAAUAAUAAUAAUAACAAUAAUGAAUUUAAUAGAGUUUGUUAUACUAUAGAUCAUAAACUAAAAAGUAGAGCAGAAUUAAAUAAAUUAUUAGAAAAUGGUAUUAUAAAGAACAAUCCAAAUAUAUCAUCGAGUAUUCAACAAAAACAACUCCAAAUUAAAUUUAAAAAGACUGGUGAAACUUUAGAUAAAAGAUUAGAAAAUCGUCCAAAUAUUAACCAUCUAAUUGACCAAAAUAUUAUUGUCCCAAACUCAAAUCUAGCUCCAUCUCUUCAAUCAAAACAAAAACAUUUAGAUUUUCAAAAUAAAAAAUCGUCUCUAUUGCAACUAUUAGAUAACAGACCUGAUCAAAACCAAAUCAUCGAUUUAAAUAUUUUAAAACCAUUAAAUAACAAUAACAGUGACAAUAAAAUAGAAACAAAUGGUGACGAUGUGUAA
Messenger RNA from Dictyostelium purpureum, 783 nucleotides. RefSeq lists its product as uncharacterized. Lineage: Eukaryota; Evosea; Eumycetozoa; Dictyosteliales; Dictyosteliaceae. The record is from RefSeq and is a predicted model, not a curated record. Bases 1 to 783 code for a protein of 260 amino acids. The transcript has a single exon.